UUUGUGUUCAACCAUAAAAUUCUCUGGAAUUAUCUUCAGGGAACACUCAGCCCCAUAAAAGAAGGUCCUGCUGAGACAGGAGGAAUUAGGAAGAAGGCUGUGAAGCACCCAGCUUGCAGCACCAUGAAGAGCUUCCCCACAGCUUCCACGCUUUUCCUGGUUUUUAUUCUGUGUGUCCAUCUCGGAGCUGCCAUACGUGGCAGUGAUGUGGCCAAGUUCUGCUGCUUCCAAUACAGCCGCAAGAUCCUUCCCUGGAAGCGGGUGAGCAACUAUGAACUCACCAGGAACAGCUGCUCCCAGCAGGCUGUGAUAUUUACCACCAAAAGAGGCCAGAAAAUCUGUGCAAAACUGAAUGAACCAUGGGUGCAGAAAUAUAUUUCUUUACUAAAAACCCAGCAACAGCACUGACCGCUGAAUUUUCAGUCCAAGACGCCUGGAUCCUGAUCUGCUCUUGGCUCUGCCUCCCUUGACGGAGCCUGAAGAAUUUCUCCACCAGAAGGCUCCAUGGGUCUGGUGGAGAG
Messenger RNA from Hippopotamus amphibius kiboko, 521 nucleotides. RefSeq names its product C-C motif chemokine ligand 26 (gene CCL26). The coding region runs from base 124 to 408 and encodes 94 amino acids. Gene Ontology annotation, cellular component: extracellular region. The record is from RefSeq and is a predicted model, not a curated record. NCBI's taxonomy places the organism in Eukaryota, Metazoa, Chordata, Mammalia, Artiodactyla, Hippopotamidae. Gene Ontology annotation, biological process: positive regulation of ERK1 and ERK2 cascade; cellular response to interleukin-1; monocyte chemotaxis. The transcript has 3 exons. Gene Ontology annotation, molecular function: chemokine activity; CCR chemokine receptor binding.